AUGGCAAUGAAUACUCACUCAAACUGUGAACAUAAAGCAAAUAUUUCUCUUCUUAAUUAUAAUUGUGAAACAAAUUUCAAUGAGCAAAUGCCACAGGGAAUUUCAGAUCGUGCUGUAAACCCAGAAAAUAAACGAUCGGGCCAGAAAUAUGAUAGUGGUGGUGAUGGUGGAGGAAUACGAAAGUGGAAAGUAGUUGCCAGUUUCACCACAGUACAUAUCACUGGUCAAGUGUCUGUAUCACUAACAAUCAUACAGAUAAGGGUGCAAUUACUCAUGAUUCAGAAACAAGGAAUUUCAUCCUAUGGAGACAAAUCUCUACAAAUGUUCAUCCCGCCUUUCUUGAUAAAACAAUGA
Loa loa (African eye worm) is the source of this 354-nucleotide messenger RNA. RefSeq lists its product as hypothetical. The record is from RefSeq and is a predicted model, not a curated record. The transcript is spliced from 2 exons. Lineage: Eukaryota; Metazoa; Nematoda; Chromadorea; Rhabditida; Onchocercidae. The coding region runs from base 1 to 354 and encodes 117 amino acids.